UCUCUGGAAAAAUCCAUGGAAACGGCGUAGUACGCUUGGAGCGACGAUGGUGUAAAACGGAAGCAGAUCCUGAAAAGUCACUCCGGCACCAUUAAAUGAGUGACAUUACAGUGAAUGCAGUAUUUUUACACGGACAGAUAGUUCGCUAUAUAUUUUCUUCCAUUCUUGCUAAAGUCAAGAUCAACGAUCAUGAGCCGCACCCCUGAUGCCAGGGCUAGAGACAGUCAGACGAGGCAGAUUCAGGACAACAUCACCAACGUGGAAAAGCACUUCGGAGAGCUGUGCCAACUGUUCGCUGCCUAUGUGCGCAAAACUGCGCGACUGAGGGACAAAGCCGAUCUGUUGGUCAGAGAGGUUAGCCUCUAUGCAGAUACAGAAACGCCACAUUUGAAGAAUGGCUUGAAACACUUCGCUGACCAACUUGCCAAAAUUCAGGAUUAUCGCCAAGCAGAGGUUGAAAGGCUAGAGGCCAAAGUCAUCGAGCCUUUGAAGAGCUAUGGAACUGUUGUAAAAUUGAAAAGAGAGGACCUCAAAGCCACACAGGCCGCGAGGACCCGAGAGGCCAAACAGAUGCAGCAGCUGGAGAGGAUGAGGCAGAGGAACCCCUCAGACCGCCAGAUCAUUUCUCAGGCCGAAAGUGAACUCCAGAGGGCAACGAUGGACGCCACACGCACCACCCGGCAGCUGGAGGAGACGAUCGACGAAUUCGAAAAGCAGAAAAUUCGGGACAUUAAGAAGAUCUUUGGCGAAUUUGUGACUGUUGAGAUGACAUUCCACGCGAAGGCUUUGGAGGUUUACACCAAUGCAUACCAGCAAAUCCAGAACGUGGAUGAGGAGAAGGACUUGGAGGUGUUCAGGAGCUGGCUGCAUCCGCCUGACUACCAGUCUCGCUUAGAAAUAGUUCGCGCUAAUUCCAAAACGUCACUCAAUCGGACUGGUUCAACCCUGAGUAAGUCAGGGACCUUGCAGCAACAAAGGACCCCAAGCAGGCCAAGAAAAAGAGAAGACGACGAGGCUGAAGAUGACGACGAAGAGGAUGACGAUGAUGACGACCUUGAAGAUGUUACAGACGAAGACGAUUAGCAAACAUGCAGCCAUGACUGCAUAUUGUAACCGUAAAUGUAUU
Megalops cyprinoides (Indo-Pacific tarpon) is the source of this 1126-nucleotide messenger RNA. It is a transcript of the gene cibar1, whose product is annotated as CBY1 interacting BAR domain containing 1. The record is from RefSeq and is a predicted model, not a curated record. Lineage: Eukaryota; Metazoa; Chordata; Actinopteri; Elopiformes; Megalopidae. Gene Ontology annotation, cellular component: ciliary transition zone; ciliary basal body. Gene Ontology annotation, biological process: cilium assembly. Bases 190 to 1083 code for a protein of 297 amino acids. The transcript has 9 exons.